AUGGAUGUGCAGACGCGCAGCGAGUCUAUCAACAAGCAUGUUGCCUUCCGCAUGUGCGUCGCCACCGUCCUUCUCGCCAUCAGCGGCAUCUUUGUCGUGGUUGCGUGUGCUGUGCCGGCAUUCUCUGCCGGGACGCCAACCUUCAUAUAUGAAGUGGACGGGAGCGAUUACGGUGGGUCGGUUGGCUAUGGCAUCUGGGGCGUCGGCGGAUAUCUGAACGAAGACAGCUGCGACGCGGUCAACGCGUUCAUCACGCUUCGUGGUGGCGAAGAAUGGUCUUGCUCGGACGUGGUCUCCUACCACUGCGAGUACGCGACAUCGAUCUUGACGGUUCUGCUUGUGUUCGUCGCCUUUGUGCUCGCCUGCCACGGCUCCCGCUCCAGGCGGCCCAAGCCCUGCCUCACCGCCGCCCUCGUCGCCGCGGCGGCGGUGCUCUCGGUCGUGCCGUUCGCGCUGUGGGAGUUGAUCGCCUGCGUGACACUCGUGGACGACCCCGCAGACUUGGAGUGCGGCCGCUCGUGGUCGUACGCCCUCCAGGUCUGCGGCUUCCUGAUCCUCAUCAUCGCCCUGUUCACGCUGCCCGGUGUUGAGAAGAUUUGUGAGAUUUGUUCUUAG
Messenger RNA from Emiliania huxleyi CCMP1516, 615 nucleotides. RefSeq lists its product as hypothetical. The record is from RefSeq and is a predicted model, not a curated record. The coding region runs from base 1 to 615 and encodes 204 amino acids. Lineage: Eukaryota; Haptophyta; Isochrysidales; Noelaerhabdaceae. The transcript has 2 exons.